This is a messenger RNA of Trichomycterus rosablanca, 3290 nucleotides long. Its product is annotated as E3 ubiquitin-protein ligase MARCHF3-like. Gene Ontology annotation, biological process: protein ubiquitination. The transcript is spliced from 5 exons. Gene Ontology annotation, molecular function: zinc ion binding; ubiquitin-protein transferase activity. Bases 144 to 962 code for a protein of 272 amino acids. The record is from RefSeq and is a predicted model, not a curated record. NCBI's taxonomy places the organism in Eukaryota, Metazoa, Chordata, Actinopteri, Siluriformes, Trichomycteridae.
CAACGACAUUAUGAACGCAGUAACAAUCCACAUAUGAAAGGACAUAAUUCCUCUUCAGAGAAAGAAGCUUUUAGAGCAAUAAUUGAAACACUGGAUUCCAGAUGACAAAUCUAUAAGCACGCUGGCAUCGUUCUCGUGCUGCCAUGACGACCAGCUGUUGCAGCCAAUUUCCUGAGGUGUUAAUGGAGCAUUCUGACACUGCGCUUCUGAGAAACUCUAAUGGUCAUGAGUCUGCACCCAUUGGAAACCUGGACUUUUCUGAACCCUCCCUUCCAGGAAAAGCUAUGGACAUUGAAGCUAAUCAAGGCAUCGAGGAGACACAGUACUACAAGCAAUUGUCAACUAAGGAUGGGUCACUCAUAAGCAAUAUAGCAUUCUCCAAACAGAGCACUCUGGCAGAUCGGCCCAUGUGUAGAAUCUGUCAUGACGGAGGGGGGCAGGAGGAGCUACUCUCUCCUUGCGAGUGUGCAGGGACUCUGGGUACCAUCCACCGCAGCUGUUUGGAACACUGGCUCUCAGCCUCCAGCACCAGCUUCUGCGAACUCUGCCACUUCCAGUUCAGUGUUCAGCGUAAAGCACGACCACUCCUGGAGUGGCUGCGUAACCCUGGGCUGCGUCAGGAAAAGAGAACACUUUUUGGAGACAUGGUGUGUUUCCUGUUGAUCACACCACUGGCCACCAUCUCGGGCUGGCUGUGUCUGCGGGGCGCUGUGGAUCACCUGCAAUUUUCUAGCAGACUGGAAGCUGUGGGUUUGAUCGCUCUCACUGUGGCUCUCUUUACCAUUUACCUCUUCUGGACCCUGGUGUCGCUCAGGUACCACUGCCGUCUCUACAACGAGUGGCGACAGACCAAUCAGAGGGUGGUGCUCCUGCUUCCCAAGUCCCACAGCGAAUCCAUAGGAAAUCAGUCAGUGGCAGGCUUGCUGAGUGCCAAACGGCCGUCUAAAGAGACCAUAGUCUGACUUGAUGACUUUUGAUGCCAUGUGGAUUCUUUUAAAAAGGAUUGCCCUGAGAAGACUUGCUGCCUGAAAGGAACGUCCAAGGACGACGAGGAGCAAGCUGGAAAUGCAUGGUGACUUUUGAGUGACUGGUGGAACACCAGUGACACCCUAAUGAGGAAAAGAGCUGCUGUUUUGACGUUUGAAGAAAAACAGCUGGCUGUAAUCUUGCUUUUCCAUGUUAGCAAGUUGCUAACAGUUCAGUAUGCUAAUACAUUGUGCUAAUGAGGGAAAUAUGAGAAUCAGUAUAAACUAGGACUACAUAUUUUCCAGCCAUUGACAUGUUAUUAGUAAAAUGUGUUUUUUGUAGUUGGACUUCUAUUUCUUUUGUUUUUUUCAUCUUUGGAGAUAUGAUGGAUCGUUUGUAUUAUAAUUUAUUCAUUCAUCUUUAUUUCGGUCAGGAUUGCAGGAGCAAUGAGGAACAGAGCUGCUGUUUUCACGUUUAAAGAAAAGCAGCUGGCUGUAAUCUUGCUUUUACAUGUUAGCAAGUUGCUAACAGUUCAGUAAGCUAAUACAUCGUGCUAAUGAGGGAAAAUGAGGAUCAGUAAAACAUUUACUUUUACGGCAUUUAGCAGAUGCUUUUAUCCAAAGCGACUUACAACGUGCAGUCUUAGCAAUUGAGGAUUAGGGGCCUUGCUCAAGGGCCCAACAGUGGCAACCUGGUGGUGGUCGGGCUUGAACCAGCAAGAUUUUUGAUUACUAGUCCAGUAUCUUAACCACUAGACUACAAGUGAAAACUAGGACUAAAUAUUUUCCAGAGAUAUGAUGGAUUAUUUGUAUUAUAAUUUAUUUAUUCAUCUUUAUUUCGGGCAGGGUUGCAAGAGCGUCCUGGCAGGUAAAGUUGAAAAUUUACCCCGUGUAGGGUAUCACACUCACAGUUCACACUCACUCACUCAAACCUAGAGUAGCAAAUUUUGGACAACUGGGUUAUCUCUGGGUACUCAUGUUACUCCCACACAUAAUAAGGAUUAAACUCAAGUCCUUGAAGACCCACACUUGCUUCUCCACUGUGCCUCCCUGGAUAUGGAAUAUCUAAGAACAUUUUUUGCUGUUCGAUUCAUUCUGCAUUUUCCUCAAAUGCCAUCAAUGCCAGUUGUACCACAUCUGGUGUAACUUCUGUGGCCAAACCAGAGAGCCUGAAGAGUGCUAGCGUUUUCUUUUUGUACACAUAUGCUUACAGAUAAGCAAGAUCGGCUUAGUAUUACUCUGAUCUGUAGCAGAGCUACAACGAUGUCUGUAUUUCACAUGAAAGCAGUGCUGAUUAUCUUCUCUUGGAAUAAUAGCCAUGCCUAAUUAUGACAUCACUGAGAACAGCCAUGCAUAAUUAUGACAUCACUAAGAAUAGCCAUGCAUAAUUAUGACAUCACAGAGACUCAAAACUCACUAGACAAUGAGGUGAAUGAUUUGUUGUGCCACUCAGGACUUUAAAAUUAUUAUUUUUUUAUCGUGUUUGAUUAAGUGCUACCAAGAGAAAAAUAGGUUUUUUUUAAAUAAUUGAUGCUUCUGGCCUGCUAUGCAUCAGACUGCAUUCUCAUACUAAGCUUCAUGAUGUCUGAUUCUGCUUUUUCUCCUCACUGUGCUCUUACUGGAUUUUAAAUAUGCUACCAGUUGAAGUAUUCUGGUUUUACUCACUUGACCUCUGUACAUAUUUCAAUUCAGCUUGGGAAGAUAAAGGUCAUAAUGGUAAAGGUCCAGUUUUCCACCAGACUAUAAGAGGACGUUGACUGCUGUUUUGUACUCGUCAUAAAAAUGCAACUGUUUCUACAUGACAAAUUUGACGAGGACUCAAUCAUUGUUCAUAUCAUGGGGGAUUUUUACAUAUGUGCUGUAAUAUUGCCAAUAAAAUAUUAAGGUCAUAAGGUUUUCAAGGUCAUAUGAGGUAUUUAGGUCACAUUAAAAUAACACAAACAUUGAGGCAAUUAUUCUGGCUUUAAUAUCUUAAAUGGUAAGUUCACUGGUGCAAAAACCAUCAGCACUGGUCUACAGAGAUGUGAGGAAAGUGUGAUGUCAAAUAAGUCACCAAAUUUUUUUACAAGUGCAUGAACACGAUUGGCAAACAACACCAAGAGAAUGAUGCAAGCCUGAAUACUUGACCCAUAAUGUUUGUGUGUUAUUUUAAUACGACCUGAUCUAUAUGAUAAAACAUUUCUAUCCUGAUAGAAGUGAUUUAAAGAUGACAGUGCAUGAGGUGUCACUGAAUGUUUGACAAAUAUGACAAUUAUGUAAAUCCAAUGUUACGGCAUUUGCAGUCACCAUUUGUACCAAUUUGUACCUUUAUCAAUCCCAAAUGAA